Molecule: messenger RNA, 1227 nt
Organism: Penicillium cinerascens
Lineage: Eukaryota; Fungi; Ascomycota; Eurotiomycetes; Eurotiales; Aspergillaceae
Exons: 5
Coding region: 1-1227 (408 amino acids)
Biological process (GO): arachidonate metabolic process
Cellular component (GO): membrane
Source: RefSeq, a predicted model, not a curated record
AUGCAGUCCGCACAAAACCUGCUCCAACAACCACUCCGAGAGCUGGCAAUCGGCGGCAACCCAGUUCCUGCUUCUAUGCAGGUAGUCAUUGUUUUGACCAAGCGAGAAGGCCCCAACGUUUCUGCAGCAAGUAUGCUUGCCAAUUUCCAUGAAGUUGCCGAGACCUGGGGGAUUACAGUUCUCGAUCUACGUCAAAGGUGUGGCCUUUCCGACAUGGUCACCUUCGAACCACUCCGCAACCUUAUUCGUGAGCACCUAGCCACCAUUCGUACUCAGCAAGACUCUACUUAUUGUCGUUUCUCGGUAUCUCAUAUCGGCGUAUUGACGGCGAUCGAUAUCUUCUUCAACAACUCUUCUUGGUUCGCGUCUGCGUUCAACUUGAUGCUCACCGGCCUCUAUGACUCGGUAAGUCUGUCGCAAACCCUGAAGGAGGCGGUCACCCCGGAGCGUCGUAUAUUUGAUGUUGCCACGGCUAGCCCUGUAGGAUGCCGGGUUGCCGUCGUGGCAAGUCGUACGUCCGACGGAAAGGCCUGCGUGUUGGCAAAUUACCGAGGCAUCGGUCAGCGCAGUGCGAAGGCCGCCUACCAGUUCUUGGUCCCCAACAGCAGUCAAGAAAAUCCUUCCUUGUCGGAUGUAGCCAUGUGUAGUGUUGCGGCUCCCUUACGCUUGCUAGGUUUCGUCCCUUUGCAAGACGGCGGGGUCCGCGCGAAUAAUCCGCUUGCUAUUGCGUUAAGGGAGUCGGGCAUCAUUUGGCCUAGCUCGAAACGACACGAUCUCCUAUUAUCGGUAGGAACAGGGGUUUCCACGACUAGCCCCGAUCAUGACUCACGAUAUGGCAAUGCCUGGGAUGGAGCUCUCCCUCGACUAUUCCGCGCCAUGAUGUCCUCCCCUUCUAUGGAUGGACAGCAAGGAUUUUUUGAAGCCCUGAACUACCUACCGCAUCACUCGAAACUAGAUGUAUUCCGACUCGAUCAAGCCAUCUAUGGUCCACUCCCCGAACUGGACGAUAUUAGCGCGCUGGAGGAGUUCUCCAAGAUGAAUUUUGUGGUUCUAGAUGAGCUCGUGAGAACCAUUCUCGCAUUAGCAAUGUUCUUCUUCGAAUUAGAUGCAACUCUAGUUCCUAGCCACGUUGGAUAUCAUUGCGAAGGGUCCAUCCUUUGUUUACGACCUGGAGCCGGCGAGAUCCUCGCCCGUGUCUUAGUUGAGACCCCUGGUGCGAAAUUUUAG